Messenger RNA from Tachysurus vachellii, 6852 nucleotides. It is a transcript of the gene ikzf5, whose product is annotated as IKAROS family zinc finger 5. The record is from RefSeq and is a predicted model, not a curated record. The transcript is spliced from 4 exons. Gene Ontology annotation, biological process: regulation of transcription by RNA polymerase II. Gene Ontology annotation, molecular function: DNA-binding transcription factor activity; RNA polymerase II cis-regulatory region sequence-specific DNA binding. Bases 381 to 1556 code for a protein of 391 amino acids. NCBI's taxonomy places the organism in Eukaryota, Metazoa, Chordata, Actinopteri, Siluriformes, Bagridae.
ACAUUUACCGAUGCACUCGCGUUAUGCACUUCCUGUGAAGAGUCCCUUUUGUUUUGGGUCACACACACACACACACUUUAGCUGUUAGCUAGCAGGCUUGUGCAGGUCCUCAGACACACAAACACAACGUUCAUCGCCUCCAUGUCACGGUUAACACGUGCCGAGGGAACACCAGGAGCGGACUCACACAGCUGUCACUGUUAUUAUUAGCUAAGUGUUUAGUUAGCGAGAUUAGCAUCAACAGACAUGGGGAGAUAUUUAGCAAUGUACUCGGAUAUCUGUUUAACUCGGUCUCUCGUGGGUUGAGUGUUUAACUUCUUCUUCACAGAGACUCGUCUGUCUGAACCAAGAGAAAACAGGAACCAGCUCUGGUCUUCCCAAUGGGCGAGGAGAAACCGGAGACGCUGGAUUUCGUCAAGGACUUUCAGGAGUAUCUAAGCCAACAAACCCAACAUGUGAACAUGAUCUCAGGCUCCGUCAGCGGUGUGAAGGACACGGAAGAUGUUCCGACAGAUCUGGGACACAAUGGACUGGAUCAUCCACCAGUGGACAUUUCUCUGGAGGACGGGUCCAACAUGCUGGUGGAUGGCUUCGAGAGGACAUACGACGGGAAGCUGAAGUGUCGUUACUGCAACUACGCUACCAGAGGAACGGCGCGGCUCAUAGAGCACAUCCGCAUCCACACGGGGGAAAAGCCUCAUCGUUGUCAUCUUUGUCCCUUCGCCUCUGCAUAUGAGCGCCACCUGGAGGCGCACAUGCGCUCUCACACUGGUGAGAAACCAUAUAAAUGUGAGCUGUGCGCGUUUCGCUGCAGUGACCGCAGCAACCUUUCGCACCACCGACGCAGACGCCACAAAAUCCUUCCCACUAAAGGCACUCGCUCAACUCCUCCUUCUCACCGCCGAACAAUCUCAGCGCUGUCCAAACGGGGCGGGGCUUUUGCGUACGGUCGUCGCAUUCUCGUCGACCUCGGCCUGCACAGGAAAAGCGACGCAGACGAGAACGGCGGCGCAAACGACGAGCGAAACGACCUGCACAGUCCCUACAUCAGCUUAGCUGCAAAAGAUGUAGAGAAAACGAACGAUUUGGAACAUAACCCUCUUAGUCAGCUCUCUGCACUGGCUGGGCAACUUUCCAGCCUCCCUUCUGAGACGCCGGCUUCCCCUGGGGCAGAUUCUCUACCCGAAGAAAAACCCUCUUUCCUCAUACAAUCGUCACCCGCUAUUUCCAGCAACGUCUCCUGUCCCAUUGUGACUCUCACGUCGAUGCCGGACAUUCGGGACACGGCCCACGGGGGGCAGUGCAGCGACCGAACGAGCACGCCUAGUAACAGUGGCACUAACAGCCAGCCCGGAACACCGAACCCGAGCCACGAGCCGCAGUUGCUCCACCAUUGUCCCCACUGCCACAUCUACUUCCCAGAUAAUGUUCUCUACACUAUUCACAUGGGCUGCCAUGGCUAUGAAAAUCCUUUCCAGUGUAACAUUUGUGGGCACAGGUGCAGAAACAGGUACGACUUUGCCUGCCACUUUGCCCGGGGACAGCACAAACAGUAAACCUCUGGAGCUCGGAAGAGACCGGAAGUUUUUCCAGCCAGCGUUACCGUAGGAUGUCGUAGUUAUGUACAGAUCUGAGAACUGAGACGCCUUAAGCGUAGGAUACUCUGAUGACUCUAACCCCAUUUAUGUUCUAAUAAAACAUGGCUGUAAACCAUCCACCUCUGGAUGGAGCAGAACGGUCCAAUCAGAUGACCGGACACAGGAAGUGUGCGUUUUUAUCCGCUUAGCUUCCAAACAGCGGCUCAGAAUGUUACCACGGGAACCCGUGUGUAGGGAAUGAAAUGUUUCCACGUGCCUUCUUAGGCAUUGCCUGAAUUCGCUCAAAUGAUCAUAUACGUUACCGCAGAAGCUAAAUUACUUGUGCACCCGCCGUCGGGUUUUACUUUACACUUCCUGUUUGGAUUGGACUGCUGUGACGCAGGACGCAGGAUUGUGUUGUAACGCUUCGCGAGACACGUGGAGAAUCAGGAUGGAACCGGCUGGGGUUCCACUUUCUGGUCAGAAUAGAAAAAAGUAUAUCUUAAUUUAUAAUCUAUUUCCUGUUUAUAUGAAGUUAAAAACGUGAACCUUUUAUGUACUUUGUGUAGAUUUUUGCGAUCUUACACUUUUUUAUUUUAAUCAGGCAGCUACCGGACACCCGUGAAUCCCUGAUCUAGCUCACGAAGUGAACGGUGAUUAUAAGUAUUGAACGAGGCACACGUCGAAAUUUAGGAUACAUGAUACUGUCACAGAUGAUGGUAGUAAAGUGCAGUAUGGUGACGAUAUCCGCUGCACUGAGCUAAUUAUCGUGGUUGGUCGGCACACGACUAUUACUGAACGGGCGUUUGUAGCUAUUACAAUCAUGUUACAUGUUUAAAAAUGUCCACAGUGUCUUUAACCAAUCAGAGAAGUGGUAGCUCAGAGGCUAAAGCAUGGGGACAUUGAAUAGAAGGUUGUGAGAUCAAAUCCCAGCAACACAUUUGGGCUCUUGAACAAGACCCUUAACUCUCGACCCCCUCAGGUGUAUCUCAUCUCAUCAGUCAGUCACUUUGUGUAAAAGCCUCAGUGGAAUCAAGAUUCGAGAGUUUUACUGUCACGCGCACAGCGAAAACACAACGGUUUAGAUCAUACAAUCAAAUUCUCCCUUACAAAAAGAAUAAAAAUAAAUAAUAGAUAUGAAAUGUAUGGAAAACUAAACAGAGUAAUAUUCAAAUGGUCAAAUGCAUACAAGUUUUUAAUGUCUAAAGUUUAUGGCUUUCCUUUUGCACCAGAGUUACACAGCUUCACACUGUACGUUGCAUUCUAACCAGGAAGAGCCUCAGUGGCUGUUCACCAUCACCUCCGUCAUACAGUUCUGGUGUCUCACUAAAUAGCCUGUUGGUUAAAUAUCAUGCAGUUCUGGACUGUAGGGUCAAUAAUGAGUUGUGUUUUGCAGUCAUUAGCCCUAUUCGGACGGGAUUAGUUUUAUGCGGGGACGUGGAGUAAUGCAAUUUUACCUCAGGACGUCUGUAAUAUUAAUUGGCCAAUUCGCACGGGACAAGACAUCUCAGUAAAACUAGCAGAAGUGGGAGGGGUAACUCGCUUUACGAACCACAGUAACCUCCUUGUCGUCAUGUGCGUAUGACGUUGCUUCCUGUUAUUACGUGCGCAAACAGACAACAUGGCGCCUCCAUGCUUGCAAAACGCGCCAAAAACUACUUUUAAACAGGAAAUGACAGAAUUUUACCGUACAUAUUUACAGCGGCUCUAUUCGGACGGGAUUAGUAUUACCUGAGGUCAUUUUUCCGGACCUUUUUACAGAAGGUAAAAGUCGCCGUAAUCUUUACUGACAUUGUCCGUAAUGAUUACCGAGAUGGCACAUUCGGACGGGACUAAAAUCACAGAGAAGCUCUGAUAAUUACUUUACCCCUAAUACUAAUCCCGUCCGAAUAGGGCUAUUGAGCCAGUUGCUUUUUCCUAUCAAACCGAGACCUCCAAUAGCUUUCUCUAUGCUAAGGUCUGAUCUGUCUCAGGGAUCGCAAAAUCGUUAGCGUGACGUCCGGGGGCUGUUGUGUGUUCCAGCCGGGAUACUAAAAUGUAUCUCCACCCUGCCUGUGGGUCUCUCUCAUAGAGACAGUGUUUACGCUACAUUCAUUUUGCCACGAUCGGCAGAACAAACAUCACCGGAGCUGCAGGUUCUCAGUAAUUUACAGCAGAGAAGACAAGGGUGUUGCACGGCGUACACUAAGAGCAGCGACACGUCUUUCAAAUCGAGAGUAUGGACAGCCGCGGUGCCACUCGUCGGUUCAGAACACUGUUCCAAAUCCUGCAGCGCCUCUUACAUCACUCUCACUCACUCUCACUCGUCAUCUACUGCUUAUCCGAAAUACCUCGGGUCACGGGGAGCCUGUGCCUAUCUCAGGCGUCAUCGGGCAUCAAGGCAGGAUACACCCUGGACGGAGUGCCAACCCAUCACAGGGCACACACACACACACACUCUCAUUCACUCACGCAGUCACACACUACGGACAAUUUUCCAGAGAUGCCAAUCAACCUCCACAGCAAACUCCACACACACAAGGCGGAGGCGGGAAUCGAACCCCCAACCCUGGAGGUGUGAGGCGAACGUGCUAGCCACUAAGCCACCGUGCCCCCCCCUUACAUCACCUCCUAUGAAAUUACACUAUAUUUGUAUUAAAUUGUUGUUAACGAACAUAAUACUUACGUAAUAACAUGCGUGCGCUAAAGUAACGUAAAAUAACGCAACACUUUCCCUUUAGGUUUAAAACUUUAAACUCGUUGACGCCACUUUCUUCAUUCGCAAUGGAGAUAAUAAUGAGAUCAUUUUUGUUACAUCAUUUUGAUGUUUUGUCUCCUUUACAAUAUUUUUUAUUAAAAAUAAUGUUGUUUGUGUGCCUGCCGAAGGGCUACCAGGGAGUGUGAAAUUUUGCGAGCCCUGCGUCUCAUUGUGGAAGCCCUUUACAACGGUGGAGCCCCAGUUAUUGCACACCACCACCUCCAACACACAAUUGUGUGGUGUCUCAGAAAGCAGUGUGUUCGCGGUCGCUGGUGAAAUCCAAGAUGAUGAUUCUGAGAAUGGCUAAUUUAAUCAUGUAGGUCAUUCUCCAUCUCCAUCUCGUACUGCUUGACCUCCAACAGUUAAAGUCUUUCAUUGGCUUGAAAAUCCACUAUCCCUUCCUUUGUCUGUUUUUUCCUGAACCACAAGGUUUCCACCAGCCUCUUCUAGCCUGUACUCUUACUAGUCUCACAUGCUGCCAUGGAGGGUCCAUCAGAGAACUUCUGCAGGAGGUAAAAACUGUGUUGUUUUGGAUGUCUGAUGGAAUGAAACACAGGACGAUGCCGGUCUUGAGUUCUGGUGUCUCACAGACUGUGGCCAGUUGAUCAGGUAGUCCAUGAUCCAGGUUACUGUAGGGACACUGAGCUUGUUCCCCAGUCAGAGAGGCAGAAAUUAAAGAACAUGAUGUUGACAAUUGGUCUCUAGAACAUGGAGAUCAGAUCAUCCUCCACAUCCAGGUGUUCCAAACCGUACGAGUUCCUGAUGGUCCAGGAACAAAAUCCUGGAAGCAAAAAUGUCUCUGAUCGGCUACAUCCUAAAGGGACACUGUGGACAUUUAAAGUUUAAGCCGACUUAAAUCAGUGGUUUUAAAUCGUUUUUUUAUUUGUGACUGUCUGCUUUAGGGUUUAACCUUAAGCCUGCUUUUAAUUCGUGUUAGAUUUAGCUAAAUGGUACCUGGAAUAAUCUCAUAUACUUUUUUAAUUUUACACAAUUUUUGUGUGAGUUCCUGCUAAUUCUGUAGAUUUAGAAGCGAUUAUAAUAAGUCUUAAUAUCCCAGAUAAAUUAGUUAGAUCACUCAAAUUAACACUUAAUAGCUAUUUCUAUUUAUUUAUUUUCCUAAACAAACAACAUACUUCGGAGGCACUCAACAUUUUUUAGCGUUACUGGUGUUUGUGUGAAACUUUUCAUCAUGGCUACAAGCUGCGAUCUAGUUCGCUAAGAUACACUCGCAAUAAUAAAACACUUUGGGUGUUGGAGAUUCUAGUUAAAUGACAUGAUGGUGUUAAGCUUUGUAUCAUAACUGUAUGCUAACUAGUAUUGGUGGUUGCCAUAGGAACAACCUUCUCACUCUGCCACUUUUACACGUGAAUCUGAGGUGUAAUUAGUUGCAAGUCAAAAGCGAUUAUUUAUAGCCAGUCUGUAUAGUAAUCUCAGAAGCUAAGCUCCGCCCCAGAGUUGAUGUCAUAGUCAGCCAGCCAAUCAGGAUAUAGAGUUCAGACUCUAUGCCACGACUCAACCUCAAGGUUUUACUUGACAUCCAGACCACGAUCACCUUCCGCUUUAACGUCGUCUAACUCUGGUAGCAAUAACAUCGGCCCGCUGUGGCGUCACAGAGUACUGAUGUCUCCCAGGAUUAAAGGAAGAACUUCACCAACCAACACAUCAGAAGCAGAAACACUACACACACCACAAAUGAGUUUUUUCCCCUGAGAGCUGCAGGAGGCGGAGCCAGUGACGGGUGAAACAGGUUCUAUUUAAAAAGCAGUACAACGGCACGUGGCACGGACACAUUUACCACUUGUCCUGUAAGUGGUUUUAUGCACGUUCUGUAACAAGCUUCAGCAGAUAUCUCCUGGCCUGGUGCUACCUAGGUAACCAUAGCAACAGGCAGAGAAUUUCGGACGCGCCCAAGGUGGAAAACUAUAAUGUCGUAGACAAACCAAAAAGAAACCUGCUAGCUAACGGUGAAGUUAGCAUUAGCUCAACUCAUUGCUAACACAUGCACAGUCAUUGUCAAGGCAGUUGGACUUUUCCUUUCCCUUUUUGUUUCUUCACUGGCCCUCUCUCUUCUUUCAGUAUCUGCCUCUCGUUUUUUCUUCUUUAAUCUUUGUAUACGUUCGUGUUCGGCUCUGUCACAAUUAUUAAAGGUGAGGAGCGAAACACUGUGUGGUUUUGUUACAGGAAAAUAAUCAACGAUGCUGCGGUGUGAUGAAGUGGUGAUCACACACACACACGCACACACACACAGUGUUGUUCCACUCAUGUCUCAGCAAGUUGCCAAGAGUUUUUUUUUUUAUUAAUGACAGAAUAUAAUCCUUUUUCGGUACAUUUAUCGUCGAGGUACAUCUGCGAAACGUGUUGCAUUCUGAUUGUUCCGUCAUGUUACGGAUGUGACAGAUCUGUCUCUGCUUUAUCUUGAUGUUAAACCAUGUUUGUGGUGCUUUAAAUAACACGUCACACUUCAUGUAUUAAAUCUGCUCUUCUGGUGAAAUUGGUGUUAAAUGUUAAUAAAUUAUAAUGGCGUCCUGUGUUUCCGCA